CUGUGCCACAACUUUCGAUUUGGUGGCUCUCAUAAUUGACGACUUGGAGUUUUGGGAGAGCAGUUUGUGAGAAACGCUCUUGGGCUUGGCGACUCGGAGGUCUUUUGGCUCGGCUACUUUGACGCGAUUUCACCAGCAACUCAUAGAAGUCAUAGGACGUCCGAAGUCUUUGCUGCCCUCGCCCCUGUGGAGCUACGAUUCUGCUCCCGAAGUCCGCCCGCUGAAGUGUGUGAGAAAGCGGCCUUGCCAGCAUUGCACCUAAGAAUGCCUUUUAGCUGUGAUAGGAGCAGUUUCUCGCUCCUAAUCUAUACCUAUGAUAUUCUCUCUUUGUGGCUAAUAAGUCCCCGUGGCACGGCAACGCAGUUGAGAUAUAUUCCCUUAUCUUAUAGACAGACAUAAUAGUGCAAUCCCCUUCAUUCUUGCUGCCCUAUACAACUUGUGUAUUAAGAUGUAGAUUUGUUUGUAUGUGUAGUUUCAGAGACAUCAAUGCUGAUUCCCCUCUACUGCUUUUCAAUAGGCAACAAUUAAUCCAAAGAUUUAUCUUCAAGAGAUUUAUUUCAUUGGGAAAUGGGGGUUGCGCUGUUCAUCUCCCUUAUUCUAACCCUCCUUUUUGCCAAGUUCAAGUUACCCAUCGUCAGCUUCAAAGCAGCGUGGAGGUUGGGACAGAUGUGUUUCGCUUCCCACCUUGUCAAAUGAACUUGACUUCCUUUUGAACACAUGGGGCUUGGUGUAUCUGGUGAUUGUCCUUUCACUUAUUCAUUUGCCCUGAAGUGGAUUCAGGCGCUGCAAUAUCUCUCUGCCCCAGCUGGCUGUUCCACAUAUUAGAAGGAUCGCUGCUAAUCCAACAGCCACAGCUCUGCAGUAUUGCUGCUACUGCCCUAAGCGGUGCCGAAAGGCUUAAUAAACUAAGCACAACAGGCUCUGUUAAUUGCAUUGGUUAUAAGUCCUAUCCGAGAUACAUCCAUAGAUGAACAAGUCUGAAGUUGUGCUAUGUCAAGUCAUCUCAAUGGCGGCUGAAAUGGAUGAUCGACCGCUAUUCCCGUUUAGGCGAUUUCCAAUCCUUUCUUGGCAUCCGCAGAUGUCUUGGCCACGCUUAUUUCCUAAUCGGGUAUCGAGCUUCUCCUUUCUCUGACAUCGCCAUCGCUGCAAAUAGCGCACUACAGCAUCAGAAACAGGCGACGCCGCAACACAACCAUCAGCAUUUGUGGGUCGAGGAAAUAUGGCAGUAUGAUUUUCGAAACAUUCCCCAGAAGUGGUAAAUUUCCUGGUGAAGAGAAUGGGCGCAGCAUCUAUGUUUCUUGUCAGGGGCUGCUCGCGGGGCUUGACCAUGGGCAGAACGGUAUAAAGGCGAUGGGAUGGGACGGCCUCUGACCUUCUCAGGAUUUCUUAAAAAUGACAAAAGGGCUUGUUAUUUUACGACCCCUAGCGGGAGUUAUUUUCUCAUAUCAAUAUCAUUUAGAGCAACCAUGUCAUCAGAGCUUACAGCAGAAGAUUUAUACCACUACUCUCCAAACAAAGGUGUGGCUAUUUUCUUUACCGCGGCCUAUGCAUUUUCUGCAGCAUUGCAUGAAUUGCAGUAUAGGACAUCGAAACCACAGAAAUUCACAAUUCCAUUGACGUUAGGCGCCAUAUUUUCAGCAAUCGGCUUUCUCCAGCGCUCGCUUCUCGCUUCUGAUAAGGGGAAUGUGAAAUCCCUCUACACAAUCUCCACUAUGUUCAUUCUUGGCGCUGGGCCGACGUAUGCUGGCGCAGAUUAUUUCAUCUGCGGACGGCUAUUUAGCUUUGUCCCAUCCGCCGCUCCAAUGUCUCCGAUUAGGGUCGUCCGCACGUUUAUCGUAUUUGACGUCCUGGCGGAAGUAUGCGUCUGGGCUGGUGCCGGUCUACUUGCGGGUGCUGAUACCGACACGGCCGCUCGUUUUAAAGUUGGGUUAAACUUGGUUCGAGUUGCUAUGAUUAUCCAGGUGACCUUGUUCGCAGUGUUUGUGGCUGUUUUGACAUUAUUUCAUGUCCGAGUCCGUGAAGUGCGUGCAAAGUGGUCCGUUACCUCGGAUGGUGGUACGGGGAGAAGGUUCAUGACGGUGGUGUACUCUCUUUACACCUCGUCGGUUUUCAUUAUUAUACGAUCUGCGUACCAUAUCGCAGAAACAUUUGUCCCGGAGGGCCACUCAUUUCGAACAGCGGAGCAUCCCUUCCUCAUCUGUGAGGCGCUUGUGAUGCUACUUAACACCGCAAUGUUCAAUAUCUUCCACCCUGGCCAUAUUCUCCCAAUCGACUCGCGGGUGUAUGUGGGUCGUGAUGGGCAGGAGAGAGCAAACGAAGCAAUCGAGGGCGCUUUCAACGAUUCGCGUCCCCUGUUGCAGAAGAUACUGGACCCGCUUGAUUUCAAAGGGUUGUUCGUGAGGGAUAAAAGAAAACUGUAUGACCCCCAGGAAGAGCUGGAAAUGUAUACCAAUUCGACUCAAGGCCUCGUUCGUCGUUAGAAGUUAAGUAGACUAUUGAUGUGUAUUAUUUCUCAAUACUCCCAACCCUGUUUCUUGUCUGCUUUUCCCUUCUUCGUCUUUUUUUGCGUUUAAUUGCGUUUUGCACGCUUGGAACUUAGAGAUGUCUUAAUUUAUUGAGUAGAGGCAUGGAUCGAGUUUGGGUUUCUAAACCGUUUGCAUUUGGUCCCAGAAUUCUAUUUCUACUACGUUAAUUGGAAGCUCAGGCAUCUGGAGGUCGGUUAUUAUCAGCUCACAGGACUUUCUUUACAGGGAAAAUGUAAUAGAAUGGAGUGAUAUUCAAUGGUCUGCUACUCGAAAUAUAUCAUAGACUUUUAACAAGCGUGAAACGGAAACAAUUAUUUCAAAUAUCCAAUGGAAACGGCUAUGGACUAACCCCAAGCGACUGUGCAGCAGCGUCUCUGUGUCUAUCUUAGCCAUUUCCUAAGGCAUGAUAGAAAGUUCCAUAGGGUCGCGGCGGAAGACUUUCUUCCUUCUUUUCUGUCUAGAAUAGGGCGGAAUCCGGUUUUGUCACUAGUUGCGAGAUAAUGUCACCCAUUUCGUUGAGGAUAGAGUCGGCCUCCGCGCGCCAGGACUCGAACGUGACGAUCUCGAUACAUAAGCUGUCUCCUUUCGGGAAGGCCUGUACCUUCCACUCACGAAGCGGCUCGAGGUGUGGAUAUAUCGUCUCCAUUCGGCUAUUGGCUGAUAAAAACGCUAGAUUUUCGACAUGCUCAACAUCUUGGUGCACCACAGUGUCAAACCAAUCCACCGUCUCGGGCCAGUCUGUGCAGUUCCGGACGAUUUCCUUGAGGCCGAUUCCUUCGAACUGCGCGCUUGAAAUGUGCUGGUGUUGCACGAAGUUGAGAAGGUCGAUUGCCGUCCAGCCAGGCUCGAACUUUACACGUAACGGAACAUACUGCCAAGUUGGUCCCAUCACAAUGUCACAGUUGGGGAGAUCGAUGUUGCGGCCGCUGACCACUUCACCGAAUGUUACGUCACGAACGGACAAACGGCGAGCCAAACAUAGUGCCCAUGCUGCAGAAGGGAUAGUGGCAAGCGUGAUUUCUUUGGACCGGGUUGAGAUAUCAAAAGGUUUGGAUAUAAAGAUCGACUUUUUACUCUCCAAAGGCGUUGACGGGCGCAGAGUUGACAUGGAGGAGCCUCGGAGUAGGUUUCGCCAGUAUUCGAUGCUUUGCGGGAUGUUCUCUCGGACGACGUGGUGGACAAAGGAAGAGAAUGAUUUCGUCAUACUGAGCAUGGGAAAUCCGCAUGAUUAGGCAACUUUGCCCGGUUGAACACUGAACAAAGAAGAAUUUUAUGAAGGGCGUUCCGAGGGGCAUCACUGUCUGCACAUCAAGAUUGCAAAGC
This is a messenger RNA of Blastomyces gilchristii SLH14081, 3848 nucleotides long. RefSeq lists its product as uncharacterized. The transcript is spliced from 6 exons. NCBI's taxonomy places the organism in Eukaryota, Fungi, Ascomycota, Eurotiomycetes, Onygenales, Ajellomycetaceae. The record is from RefSeq and is a predicted model, not a curated record. The coding region runs from base 1356 to 2480 and encodes 374 amino acids. Gene Ontology annotation, cellular component: membrane.